UUAGUGUAUUUGAGGGGCUGAGGGGAGCGUGGACGCUCACAUGAGCGAGUCCUCGUCUGAAGGAGUGAACAAUCUGGCAUCAUGGCUGCAACAAGGCUCUGUGGCUUCAUCCUCCUCGCUGUGUUCCUGCGUGGAUUGAAUUCCUCAAGACCAGCUGUCAACCAGGAGUUAUCCAACCUUUUCAAUGAGCUGUGGAGGUUGGAUGUGAAUCGCAUGACGCCUGGGAUAGACUACACAGUCUCUGUUCAGGGCAGGGCAGCAUUUGUGAGCCAGGGCAGUCAUGUUGCACAAGAUUACGCCUCCCAGCCUCUGUUUUCCAACGUUAAUGAGAUCAAAAUGCAGAACAUAACCACCUUCUCUCGCUUCAUGAAUCUCCUGGACAACUAUGAGCGGUCUACAGGUGUGGCAGAGCGAGUCACGACAGAGGAGCUGGCGGAAAUUAAUCUCUUCUUGGAUGCUGUUCUCCAGACUGAAGUCAUGAAGCGGGCUCAUCAGUACCUGGUAAGCAAAGGAAAGUCCAGCGCCAACUUGAGGCUGUUUAAGAAUCAGCUCAACCUGAUCUGGUUCCACCUCUACCACCGGCAGAGGAACGUAGGCCUGGAUUCCUCUGGAUUCGAACAUGUCUUUGUUGGAGAGGCAAAAUCUGGAACGGAGAUAAUCGGGUUUCAUAACUGGAUCCAGUUCUACCUGCAAGAGAAAAACAGCAACUUGGACUACAAAGGAUACAAGGCCAGGGAGCGUGACUUACCUGAUCAGGACGACCACGUCCUGAACCUCCAGUUCAGCUGGCACGGCAUGGUGAAGCCCGUCGGCAGCGCCUUCAUCGGGACCAGCCCCGAGUUUGAGAUGGCCCUCUUCACCAUCGUCUUCCUCAUGAACACAGAGAGAAGCACCACCGUGCUGGUCAACAUCGACCAGUGUCAGAUGGAGCUGGUGGUCAUCAGACAAGGGCGCUCCCUCGGGACGGCAUACCCCAAACUGCUCAGCAGCAACAGUCGACACAUCAGCCAGCGCUCACACUGAUCCACCCGUCAUCUGUCUACCAUACACGUCCAUAUUUGAAAACAGGUGCUAUUACCUGUUUGGACCAACUUAACCUCUACAUUUAUGGGUGGAUGAUUUAAAACAAUGUAUUUUUAUUACUUUUAAUGAUUAUUUCUCUGAUUUAAAAUACUAUAAGCAUGAAAUGAAUUAAUUUCAGUGUUGUAGUGAGUAACAAAUAAUUAAAACAUUACUAAAAAAGAUGUAAUAAUGAAUAACACAUUAAUAAAAUACCUUCAGGAAA
Molecule: messenger RNA, 1285 nt
Organism: Cololabis saira (Pacific saury)
Lineage: Eukaryota; Metazoa; Chordata; Actinopteri; Beloniformes; Belonidae
Gene: endouc
Product: endonuclease, polyU-specific C
Exons: 8
Coding region: 82-1023 (313 amino acids)
Molecular function (GO): RNA endonuclease activity
Source: RefSeq, a predicted model, not a curated record